AUGGAUAAGUUUUUGUGUAACAAUUAUGUGACACUAUAUGCCACAAGUGAUGACUACUAUUUCGGACUUCCAUUGGUUGGCAAUCGUAUCGCUCGCAUUGAGUAUGGCGAAAUUAUUAAAAGCAACAAUCUUAAAUUGGCUAUUGAGCACCGGGCAUCACUGGGUCGGGUAGCUCAACUGGGCGAAUAUUAUGAUGCACGAACAGAUCAAUUUCUAGGAUUAAACAUGUUUAAUCGGACACUGGAUCAGCCGGAUCAAAUAUCCAGAAUCGACAAUGCUUAUACCAGUUUGACCAUGAUACAAUCAGAUAGUUUAUCGGAUAAGUUUGAUCAACUAGACAUUAGUGUAUCGUUGCGCCUGUCGUUUUUGGCCGGUAUCAUAUCGAUUGGCGGAUCGGCCCGUUAUCUCAAUGACAAACGUACCAGUGCCCGAUCGGCCAGAAUAUCGUUACAACAUUCUAUACUAACACAAUACGAGUCAUUGCAGACUAUGGACAGUCGACUGCUCGACUAUGUCGAUGUCAGGGCACUGGACCAGUUAGAUGUUACACAUGUGGUCACUGGUAUUCAAUGGGGAGGUAAGUGUAUUGUUUCGGUUAGCGAUAGCAAUGAAAUGAGCGAUGAGCACCGUAAUAUCCAGGCCAAAUUGAGCAUGGAGCUUAACCUGGUAGUGGCCAAAAUUACCGCCGAAGUAGGUGUCAACUAUACAGAUAAUACGUUCAAAAAUUUGAGCAUGUACAAUUUUGAAGUUUACGGAGACAUAUUGCCCGAUAGGGUACCGGAAAAUAUUGUCGACGCACUGUUAUUCAUGAAUAUGACACCCACUUUGCUUAGGAAUGGUAAUCAGGGUAAAGGUAAACAAGUAUCGUUUACACUGACACCAGUCAAUGUGCUCCGUGAGCUCUGGGAACGGGAGAUCAAAGUGUCGGCAUUUGUUCACGAAAUUGAAGAGUCGAUUGUCAACAAAUGUGUCCAAUUGUUUGACGAUAUGAAUGCAAUUCAACAACAAUUAAACGAUUAUUUUACUGAUUUUACUAAUCAUUGGGAACCGUAUGUUAGAGACGAAGCAGUGACUGAAUUGCAACAACUGGUGGCAAACUAUACGAUAUAUCAGACAACAAAUACAAAACUAUUGUCUGCAUUAUUAAUCAAAAUACGGGCCGGAAAUGAAAGUGUCGAUCAAUUGAUAGACAUAUUGUUAAAAUCGCGUAACGAUACGUAUAGUCGGGAGGAAAUGGACAAUAAACUGGCAAAAUAUGAUCGACUAAAAAAUCAAUUACUAUUAGUUGAUUUUGUUGGCAAUAUUAGCACCCAGGCCAAUUGGCAAUGA
This is a messenger RNA of Oppia nitens, 1329 nucleotides long. Its product is annotated as cytolytic toxin-alpha-like. Lineage: Eukaryota; Metazoa; Arthropoda; Arachnida; Sarcoptiformes; Oppiidae. The coding region runs from base 1 to 1329 and encodes 442 amino acids. The record is from RefSeq and is a predicted model, not a curated record. The transcript is spliced from 3 exons.